AUGCCAGGCUUGGAGGCAGCAGCAGUGGAGGGAUUCAGAACCUUGACUGAGACUAAAGCUUGGGACUAUGUUGUAGUAUGGAAGUAUGGCGAUGAUCCAACAAGAUUUAUUGAGUGGAUGGGCUGCUGUUGUGUUGGGGGAUGUAAUGGAGGCAAGAACGAAGAGGAAAAGGAGGAAGAACAUAGACUGGGUCGUAGAUGUAGGGAUAGUCACUAUCAGCAUCCAGAUUCAACAGGAACGCAAGUUUUGAUCCCUAUUAUUGGUGGUAUUAUAGAGCUCUUCUCAGCAGAGACUGUACCAAAAGAUUCAAGGAUCAUAGAGUUGAUAACUGCACGUUGCUGUCUCCCUAUGAAAAAUGAAGCCAUUUCUGAACAUCCACCGUUAGAUUCAUGCUACCCACAAAGCUUAAUUUCUAGCAUACACACAUCUGCAGUAGAGCAGUGCAUCUCUCACCCAAGCAUUGAAGGAUCCUCCAGUGGAUCAUAUCCUUCAAAUGAAACUCCAAAAGAACAUCAAAGAGGUUUGGAUUUCCAGUGCGGCACUCUGGAAGAAGAUAAACCAGAGUUGGUCAGAAGACCUCAAAGGGAAUUCUAUACAUCUAAAAAUCUUGUCACAGAGAGGAAUAGGAGGAGCAGGAUAAAAGAUGGGCUUUAUGCUCUACGAGCUUUGGUCCCAAAGAUAACCAAGAUGGAUAGGGCAUCCAUUGUUGGAGAUGCCAUUGAUUAUAUAAAGGAACUGCAAGAACAAGAAAAAGGACUUAGACACAAGAUCACAGCUUUGGAAGCAGAGGAUCAUAGAAAGAACAAACCACAGUGGAGGAGGCCAAUAUUGAAGGAACAAAGAGGAACCAGAAGUUUGCAUCUUGAUGAGCCCAUCCAAAAUUCCUCUGAUUCCACAAAAAGGACCCAGAUGGAGGUGCAGGUUGAAGUGAACCAGAUUGGGAAGAGAGAGUUUCUUGUGAAGAUACAAUGUGAGAAGAAGAGAGGAGGGUUUGCAAGAUUGAUGGAGACUAUCCAUUUGUUUGGACUGCAGGUAACUGAUGCCAAUGUGAACACUUUCGGUGGCGAAGUAGUGAAUAUUCUGACUGUUAAGGCAAAUAAGCUUGAUAUUCACCCAGACAUUUUGAGAGAUUAUUUAACUAAGCAAGCUGGUUCUCAAGAAAGAGGAGUUGAUGUUGAGUUCACGAAGGCUUAA
Molecule: messenger RNA, 1194 nt
Organism: Neltuma alba
Lineage: Eukaryota; Viridiplantae; Streptophyta; Magnoliopsida; Fabales; Fabaceae
Product: transcription factor ABORTED MICROSPORES-like
Exons: 7
Coding region: 1-1194 (397 amino acids)
Biological process (GO): regulation of DNA-templated transcription
Cellular component (GO): nucleus
Molecular function (GO): protein dimerization activity; sequence-specific DNA binding; DNA-binding transcription factor activity
Source: RefSeq, a predicted model, not a curated record